AUUUCUCAGCUUGUUUCACUAUCGUAUGUUAUGCUCAGGCAUGAGCGACGAAGUUUAUAUUGCUUCUUUCGUAGCGCUUUUAUCGCCAAAGGACAUAAAUGUUCUGUAGUGUACACACGCUUAAAAGACAAAUUUCGCACGCACAUUAAGAGAAAUGAUGAACGUUAUUGCAUGUUUGUUUGCAAUCCUAUUUUUGCUUCAAAACAGCAACGUGGUGGUAGGUGACGCUGUUGAACACUUGUUCGAGGAAAUUAGCCAAAUUUUCUCACCUCUUGCUACUUCAGGCGGAGCAGGCAGUGGUAAUGGGCAGCCACCAGCUAAACGUCCUAAAAUCAUUCGACAAUAUGCUGUUUUUUAUUUGUCAGAUACCCCUAUCCUUACGCUCGAUCCGCCUCCAACAGCAUUUCCAGCAGAUAAAAUAAUUGACGGCAAUAACUAUUUGGCAGCUAUUAUUGGUGGACCCACAGGUGUUCACACAGAAGCAAUGUUACUGCCGAAAUUAGAGAGCAAGAUAGACAACUUUAAAAAAGAAAAUAGCAAGAAUCCAAAUUGGUACCUGUUUUCUUACAAUGCUCCAUGUUGUAAAAAGAAUCCUUCUGUAAAAAAUCAAUGUGGUGGGGGGUCUUGUUCAGAACUAAUUAACAACUACGUCAACACACAUGGAGCAAAACUAGACAAGAUUUAUAUUGCAUGGGACAAGUUUCUUGGACAAGGUAUGCAACCAUUUUCGAGACAGUAUCUGUAUAUUUUAAAUACCUUGUUACAGCAGAAUACCGCUAGAGAGGAGAAAGUUAAACUUGUCAUUCGUCCAAAAGGAUUUGCAGACAAACAGGCGCCAAGAUCAUCUUUUUUACAGAAUGAAGUUAUCAAUUGUUUAAAAAGGGAAGCAAAGAAAGAAUACUUUACGGAUACGUCAAAGUUUGAUGAGAACAUCAUAAAAAUUGUUAAUAAAUUGACUUGGCACUGUGGAACAACAGAAUUAAGAAAAGGUUCAUCCAACCUGUACGAGCCUGAAUGUUGGAGUUCUAAAAUCACAGAAUGUCCCAAAAUGGCUGACGCUGUCAAAGAAUGCGCACCGAUAAAGUCACAAAGAAUAUGGUUAGGUCCCGCCAUCGAUCCUAUUACUGAAAGGGGAAGUAAUAACCCUAAUGAUGUUACAGGGACUUCCCCUGUGUCUCUUUUUCGCCAGGAAACAUGUAAGAGAAUGAAUUGACAGGCAGGUUGAUAUUAGUGAAUUGAAUGUGUCAUUAAUUUUCCCAAAGGACAAAAAAAAAAGAACAAAAGAAACACAAAAUAAAUCAAUAAAAAUUAUGGGCUGAUUUUUUAGUUCUCAAGAAUUUUUUAAAGAUAUUAAUAUUAACAUUCUAGUUUAACCGAACCAAGCAUAGUUAAAACUACUAUAAAUUUAUAGAUUAGAAAUGAGAAGAAGCUUUCUUUUAAAUGUUAUAACACUUAUAUCAAAGACCGAACAAGAUUACUUAUUUAUGUUUAACAAACAGGAAGGAUUUAACUCUAUUCGUGCUGUAUUAAACUUUUUUAAUAACUUUUUUAUGUGUAUAUAGUUAAGCCUCCUAACUUUUAUUAAGCUUUAUUUUAAAAAAAAUUCUUUUGGAAUUAUGUCGAAGUUUUACCAUGGCAACACAAUUUUUAUGUUGUGUAAAAUUCUGAAAAAAUAUUUUUACUGAAAAAUAUUUUCACAUGUUUUUAAUAGCUUUAUGUGACUUCUUUCUUUGUAUUGUUAUAUUAUUUUGUGUUUCUAUUAUUAUUGUUACUAAGUUAAUCGCAAUUAUACAACAAUUACUGAUUU
This is a messenger RNA of Hydractinia symbiolongicarpus, 1807 nucleotides long. RefSeq lists its product as uncharacterized. The record is from RefSeq and is a predicted model, not a curated record. The transcript has 2 exons. NCBI's taxonomy places the organism in Eukaryota, Metazoa, Cnidaria, Hydrozoa, Anthoathecata, Hydractiniidae. The coding region runs from base 155 to 1213 and encodes 352 amino acids.